Messenger RNA from Oncorhynchus gorbuscha (pink salmon), 857 nucleotides. RefSeq names its product tRNA (cytosine(34)-C(5))-methyltransferase, mitochondrial-like. Lineage: Eukaryota; Metazoa; Chordata; Actinopteri; Salmoniformes; Salmonidae. Gene Ontology annotation, biological process: rRNA methylation. The transcript has 4 exons. The coding region runs from base 51 to 587 and encodes 178 amino acids. Gene Ontology annotation, molecular function: methyltransferase activity. Gene Ontology annotation, cellular component: mitochondrial large ribosomal subunit. The record is from RefSeq and is a predicted model, not a curated record.
CCUUGGCUAUACUACAGACUGCUGACCCAGCUCUGUUGUGUUGUAAUGAAAUGGACCCACACCGACGUGAUUGGCUGGCCAAAACCCUGGAAUCCUUCAUCCCCCAAUCGCUGAGCAGCAGAGUCACGGUGUCCAAUCAGGAUGGACGGAUCUUUGGGCAGAGUGAGGCCGGAAUGUAUGACAAGGUUCUACUGGAUGCUCCAUGUUCUAAUGAUCGUAGCUGGCUGUUCUCUGGACCAGGAGGGGAGCAGCAUGGAGCUGUGAGGCUGAGGGAGAGGGCCAGGCUGCCCACACUACAGACACAACUGCUCAGGUCUGCGCUGGCUGCGGUGCGUCCGGGGGGCGUGGCCGUCUACUCCACCUGCACGUUGUCCCGCUCUGAGAACCAGGAAGUGGUGGAGGCGGUCCUAAACACCUGUCCAGGGGUGGAGCUUCAAGACCUGGAGGAGGAGCUAGCCCUUCCACUCCAGGAACACUUCACCUUCACCCCGUUAGGCCACACCCCCUCGUUAGGCCUCCUUGUUGUUCCACAGCAGGGUCAGACCUGGGGGCCCAUGUUCCUGUCGCGCAUCAAGAGGAUUCACUGAUUGGUUGAUUGACUCGCUGACUUCCUGUCGCGGAUCAAGAGGACGAACUGACUGAGCAUGUCAGACGCUGAGGCUGGUCUUCGAUGGAUUCCACAAUGCAACAUGUUUUCAUGUGACGGCCUGAUCAUCACUGUUAAUAAACGGGUCACUAUUUAGCACCUGAUCAUCACUGUUAAUAAACGGGUCACUAUUUAGCACCUGAUCAUCACUAUUAAUAAACUGGUCUCUAUUUAGCACCUGAUCAUCACUGUUAAUAAACUGGUCACUAUU